AUGAUUUUUGUUGGUGAUCUUUAUCAACUACCGCCAGUUCUUCAAAAACCAAUAUAUGCUGACUACUAUGAUGAAAUAUUUAAUAUACAUCACCUCUGGAGGACUUUUAAAUUUUGUGAAUUGAGUGAAGUCAUGAGACAAAGAGAGGAUUUUUCUUUUAUUGAUUUACUGAAUAAUGUUCGUAUUGGUGAAUUAAGUGAGAAUGAUGUGAAUGUUUUAAAUUCAAGAGUUAUUGAUAAAACAGAUGACAAUUACCCUGUAGAUGCUUUACAUAUUUUUGCUGAAAAUGAACCAGCACGGCUACAUAACCAGACAAUGUUAGAAAUGAUAAAUCAAACUGUCCUGACAGUUGAAGCAAUAGACCAAGUACCAAAUUAUGUUCCAAAUCAUAUAUAUGUUAGAAUUUUGAACAUGUCUUUGAGUCAAACUAAAGGUUUAAUUUUUCAUCUAAAAAUAAAAAUUGGGUCCAGAGCAAUGCUUCAUGAAAUUUGA
Hydractinia symbiolongicarpus is the source of this 492-nucleotide messenger RNA. RefSeq lists its product as uncharacterized. Gene Ontology annotation, molecular function: DNA helicase activity. The record is from RefSeq and is a predicted model, not a curated record. Gene Ontology annotation, biological process: DNA repair; telomere maintenance. NCBI's taxonomy places the organism in Eukaryota, Metazoa, Cnidaria, Hydrozoa, Anthoathecata, Hydractiniidae. The coding region runs from base 1 to 492 and encodes 163 amino acids. The transcript has a single exon.